Molecule: messenger RNA, 2474 nt
Organism: Durotheca rogersii
Lineage: Eukaryota; Fungi; Ascomycota; Sordariomycetes; Xylariales; Xylariaceae
Exons: 4
Coding region: 317-2323 (668 amino acids)
Molecular function (GO): histone deacetylase activity
Source: RefSeq, a predicted model, not a curated record
AAAAGAAAUACCCACGACUUGGAGCACCUCGCGAUCGGGAGUUACCUAUUAGUAAUGGUAACGAGGUGCGUCUCUUGGCAGCUAACACCAUACCGAUAACAGCCUAGCGCGUACCCUAUCGUCAGCUAUCGGCUGCUACCCUGCUAUCGAUAAGCCAGCUGUCUUGCAGGUGGCCAACCCCGGUAACCUAACCCGCCUACCACUGGAUAACCCCCAGUUACUUUACUCUGCUCUAGGUCUAAGUCCGCCUCCCAACUUUCACGUCUGCAACCUCUUUUUCUUUUCUUUUCUUUUCUCUCUACCAACGCCUGCCACCAUGACACACGCGGCGCCUGUCGACAUCGCCAAUGGGAAUGGCGUCGCCUUGGGCGCCCUCUCCCCCAAGAAGGUUGCCUAUUUCUACGAUUCCGACAUUGGCAACUUUGCUUAUGUGGCCGGCCAUCCGAUGAAGCCUCAUCGCAUCCGCCUCGCCCACAGCUUGAUCAUGAACUACGGCGUCUACAAGAAGAUGGAGAUUUACCGCGCCAAACCGGCCACGCGACUGGAGAUGACCCAAUUCCAUACGGACGAGUACAUCGACUUCCUACAGCGAGUUACCCCCGAGAACAUGGACAACUUCCAGCGAGAGCAGGGCAAGUAUAAUGUCGGAGAUGACUGCCCCGUUUUCGACGGCUUGUUCGAAUUCUGUGGCAUCAGUGCCGGCGGGAGCAUGGAGGGCGCUGCCCGCCUCAAUCGACAGAAAUGCGACAUUGCCGUGAACUGGGCUGGUGGUCUGCACCACGCCAAGAAAUCCGAAGCCAGCGGCUUCUGCUACGUUAACGAUAUCGUCCUCGGUAUCCUGGAACUUCUGCGCUUCAACAAACGCGUUCUUUACGUCGAUAUCGACGUCCACCACGGUGACGGCGUCGAGGAAGCCUUCUAUACCACGGACAGGGUGAUGACCGUUUCCUUUCACAAGUAUGGCGAAUACUUUCCAGGGACGGGUGAAUUGAGGGACGUCGGAAUCGGGCAGGGAAAAUAUUACGCGGUCAACUUUCCUCUGCGCGACGGCAUAGAUGACACAUCGUACAAGUCCAUCUUCGAGCCCGUUAUCGCGAGCGUCAUGGAGUUCUAUAAUCCCGACGCGGUCGUCCUACAGUGCGGCGGCGACAGCUUGUCCGGCGACCGUCUCGGCUGCUUCAACCUGAGUAUGGACGGACACGCAAACUGCGUCAAGUACGUCCGGAGCUUCAAUCGCCCAACCUUGGUCCUGGGCGGAGGCGGCUACACGAUGCGCAAUGUUGCCCGUACCUGGGCUUUCGAGACGGGCCUGCUCGUAGAUGUCAAGAUGGACCGCACCUUACCCUUUAACGAGUACUACGAAUAUUAUGGCCCCGAUUAUGCGCUGGAUGUCCGCGCUUCUAAUAUGGAGAACGCAAACAGCCCAGAAUACCUGGAAAAGAUCAAGAACCAACUGGUCGAGAACCUCCGACGCACUGCGCACGCGCCUUCAGUGCAGAUGCAAGAUGUCCCCCGCCGUUCCAUGGGCGCGAUGUCCGACGAAGAAGAGGCCGAGCUUGACGAUCUCGACGAAGACGAAAAUAAAGACGUCCGGAUGACCCAGCGCGAAUGGGACAGGCACAUCGAGCGGGAAAACGAGUUCGAAGAGAGCGAUAACGAAGAUUUGGAUCGAGCAAACGGCGUUCACCUAAACGGGAGCACGCGACCCUCGUUCAACGACUUCCGCAACUCGGACGCGGAGGGCGAUAGCCGGGUCCCGACCCCUGCUGCCAACGGCACUAGCGACAACGUUAUCAAGUCCAAGGAAACUGACGACGUGCUCAUGGAAGAUGUCCCGGAUCGGGAGCCAGGACCUCGAGAGGAAUCCGGGUCGCCCGCCAAGGCCGAGGGGCAGGAGGGCGAGGAGGCGAGUGCCGGAGACGAAGAAAAGAAGCGGGACACGGCGAAGGAGCCAGAAGCAGCAGCGACAUCGGAUAAGCAUACGAGUGAGACCGAGAAGGGGACUGUGGCCGAAGAGAGCAGCAAUGUGAAGGAGAAGGCCGAACCGUCGAAGGAGAAGGACGAGGUGAUGCAAGAUGCCGACGAGAACAGCAAGACGCAGCCGGCAGAGGCCGAGAAGCCAGCGAGAGCGACGUCGGAGGCGAAGACCACGGAACCAGCGAAAGUGGACAAAGAUGGCGACAUCGAUAUGGAGAAGCCCACCGCUGAACCGACAAAAGAAGAUAGCGCCGAGUCCAAGAAUGAACAAGCGGCCGAGAGCGCGGGCGCCGAUGCUGGUGACAAGACGACCGACGGCAAGGAGAAGAUCGGCACCCAGGAAUAAAAAAAAAAUAGCCUGCCUCUGUUUGAUACCCAAAAGCUUUCUUUUGUCCUUUCUCGGCCGUCUUUCCCCGCCAAUGAUAUCAAUGUACCUAUAUGGGACAGGCGAAAUUGGGGUAUUAUCACUGGGCUCACUCAUGCAGAGUAGCUAAACA